GAUCCCCACCAAAACCCCUGACGCGCUUGACACACUAUUGGGAGGCGCGUUGCUGGGUCGGACUCUAUUUGAUGCGCGUCUCGCCUUGCGAUUAUUUUCUGACGUGUUUCUUCUUCUCUUCCUCCCCUCUUUUCUUUGAUACCCUGACAUUCUCUUUAUCGUCGCCAUGAGCACCGAAACAAUCCUCGUCCUGGGCGGCUCCUUCGCUGGCCUCAACGCCGCUCACUAUGCGCUCAAACACACGAUCCCUCAGCUCCCCAAGAAAGAUGGGACGACAUAUACAGUUACAAUGGUCAAUCCGUCGAAGGACUUCUUCUGGAGGAUUGCCGGACCCCGCGCUUGCGUGUCGAAGAAGCUGAUGCCGCCAAGCAAAUUAUUUUAUCCAAUCGAGCCGGCAUUUGCGUAUGCGAAGGACAAUUUUACGUUCAUCCAGGGUACGGCGACACAUGUGGACCCGGCUGGACAGACGGUGUCGGUUACUACGGUUUCCGGCGAGCAGAAGCAAAUCCCGUAUCUGGCGCUUAUCAUUGCUACGGGUAUUUCAACGCCAUCGCCGCUCUUCACGCAGACGACGAAUGCUGCCGACCUCGAAGCUACGUACGAUGCAUUCCAGAAACAGCUUCCGAAUGCGAAGACGGUAGUCAUCGGCGGCGGUGGUCCAGUCGGAGUCGAGACAGCGGGAGAGAUUGCGGAGUUCCUGAACGGCAAGCCUGGCUGGCUGGCUGCAGCGCCGAAGAACCCCAAAGCACAGGUCACGCUCGUGACUGCCGAUAAGAAAAUGCUUCCGCUCCUCCGCGAAUCAAUCUCCAAGCAGGCAGAAAAGUUCCUGAAGCGACUUGGCUGCGACGUUGUCUACAACACGAAGGUUGUAUCCACCACUACAACCGGCGAAGGCGAGGGCGCGAAGACGGCAGUCCAGCUUUCGGACGGCAAGACCAUGGAAGCGGACAUUUACAUCGACGCGACCGGCGUCCGCCCCAACUCCUCCUUCCUUCCCAAAGAAUGGCUCGACAACCGCAACCGCGUCGACUGCAACCCGAAGACACUGCGCGUGGAGCACGAAUCCGCAGGCCCACGUGUCUAUGUUAUGGGCGACGUUGGCUCCUACACACGCGGCGGCGUCGUAGACAUGUACGAUGCGAUUCCCGUCGCGAUGACAAAUCUCAAAACCGACCUCAUCGCGCACAUCUCCGGCAAGGAGCCUGGGCCGGAUCGGCACUACACGCCGAACUUGAAGGAGCAGCAGAUCUGUCCGAUUGGCACGCAGAAGGGCGUUGGCGCUUUCGCUGGCAGGCCGGUGCCGAGUAUCAUGGUAUGGGCGAUCAAGGGGAGAGAUUAUUUGAUUGGCCAGUUGGCGGAGGCCCAGGUUAGGGGCGAUCCGGUCAAGAAGGAGACGAAGUGGAAGCCGCAGCCUAUUGUUGCGAGUGGGAAGGCCGGCUUGAGCAGUGGGCAGACGGCAUAGGGCAUUUAGGACGUCGAGUAGGGGGAUCGGAUUACUUCAUAAAAU
Molecule: messenger RNA, 1507 nt
Organism: Trematosphaeria pertusa
Lineage: Eukaryota; Fungi; Ascomycota; Dothideomycetes; Pleosporales; Trematosphaeriaceae
Product: FAD/NAD(P)-binding domain-containing protein
Exons: 1
Coding region: 167-1462 (431 amino acids)
Cellular component (GO): cytoplasm
Molecular function (GO): flavin adenine dinucleotide binding; electron-transferring-flavoprotein dehydrogenase activity
Source: RefSeq, a predicted model, not a curated record